Helobdella robusta is the source of this 1293-nucleotide messenger RNA. RefSeq lists its product as hypothetical. The transcript is spliced from 6 exons. Bases 1 to 1293 code for a protein of 430 amino acids. NCBI's taxonomy places the organism in Eukaryota, Metazoa, Annelida, Clitellata, Rhynchobdellida, Glossiphoniidae. The record is from RefSeq and is a predicted model, not a curated record.
AUGGAAGAUACAGAUAAACAAUGUGAAGUUGAAAUGGAAAAUGCAGUUAAAAAAAAUAAUGUAGAUGGCUUGGAAAUUGGGCAGAAUAUAGCUCUAGGCGUCUACACGUACAACAGCUCGGCCUACGUUAUCAAUUCCACGCUGAUGUUGACGUCAUUUUUUGCCGUCGAUGGAGAAAAUUCGUCGGACGGAAGUUCAACCUUUUGUUCUGUGACGGUUCCCGGGUUCGAACCCCACUGGAUCGGCCUGGACCUAGAAAACAUCUUCACGAUAUGUUACGCGAUUGUCUAUGCCGGCAGUGACAAAGUUGACCUACCAACAAAAAACGAUCUGAACUUCUUCAUAGUGGGGGUGAGCAACAGAUCCCUGGAUGUUCACCCGCCAGUGAGAGGCACCUACGAUCUCUGUGCUCAAUAUCCAGGUGUGGUUGCUUCAAAGCAGGUGGUUCAGUUGAAUUGUUCUUCUACUACGCCUCCAGCCAGAUACGUCAUACUGCAACAAUCUUCCAACUCUACUGGAUACAUGUCCGUCUGCGAAUUCGAAGUCUACGGAACUCCAUUCGGAAUUUACAGAAAGAACAUUCUCUUGCACCAACCAGCCUCAUCGAGUUCGGUAUACAGAGAAACUACCAUAGUCAGCCAGUGCAGUCCUUUCGUGGCAGAUCUCGCAGUAGAUGGAUUUCACGACACGCAACUUCUGGACUGCCACUGUGGGCAUGGUGUGGAUUCAGUUGGAGGACCGAACUGGUUCAUGGUGGACAUUCAGGAUUUUUUCUACGUAGAUUACGUUACGUUUACUUCAAGAGUCGGUUACUAUGGUCGUCACCGCAUGGAUAAUUUCUACAUCGGGUUCACCAACACACCCGGCUAUCAACCAAUCAGAAAGCAGUACCCCCUCUGCGGUCAGUGGUCUGGUUAUGUGGUUCCAGGAUCUAAGGUGCUCAUGAAGUGCAACGCCAACCUGCUAUCUUUCAGAUAUCUCAUUGCCCAGCAGGCUGCCGAUGCUUUCGACGGUAACUUCGCUUCGUGCGAGCUACAGGCCUUUUCAGCCCUAUCCAGAGAUUUUUUUGUAUGGAAAAAAAAUGCAAGCUCCUAUUUGAGUGGCUACAGAGUGCAGACAAUGAGUGUAAGAAGUGCCGUUGAAUGUCUCCACCGCGUUCGUAAAGUUGGCGGAUGUGAUUCCAUUAACUUCAAUGCAGCUUCCAAGACAUGCGAACUCAACAAACAUCAGAAUGGGUACAGUGGUUUGGAUUUGAAUGCAAACUGGGCUUUUUAUGUAGUCCAGUAUUACUAA